UGCGAAUUGGAGCAUGCGCGCCGAAGCAACUUCCCCGACUAUACGGCACUCUCCUACACUUGGGGAAGCAGCAGCGACACACGUCCGAUUUACGUGGACGGCGGCCUAGUUGAAGCCGGGGUCAAUCUUGAAGAGGCACUUCGAGCCCUGCGGGACCAUACGCCAACCCGAGUGCUCUGGUGUGACCAGUUGUGCAUCAACCAGGGCGAUGAUGCGGAGAAGUCCGAUCAGGUCCAGCAGAUGAAGGAGAUAUACAGCGAUGCGACCCGUGUUAUUGCUUGGCUUGGGCCUGCAGCGGAUAACAGCGAUGCUUUGAUGAGCCGGCUGAGGGAGCUCGACCUAGUCUCAGAUGAGUCGGCAGACCACUCAGCACUCCUGGCAUCGUACGCAAGGGAUGAAGAGCUUACCUGGAUCCCAAAAGCAUUCGACGAUUUCUGCAAGAGAAGCUAUUGGCGGAGACUCUGGGUUAUACAGGAAUUCGCCGUUGCAAAGGAUCUGUACGUCCUCUGCGGUAGCGCAAUGCUAUCGGCUGCACACUUGGCAAACGCGGUUCAGUCUUUGUUCAAACUCCAGGGUCAAAUUCACGACCACGUCUUUCGAAGCGAGAAAAUACCGUGCGGCCUAGAAACAAUGGAGAGGAGCUAUAGUUCCUCAGCACUGAGCUUCGUCAUGGCCAUCACCACGCGUCGGAGUCGCCACCAUAAUUCAGACCCGUCCAGAAGUGACAGCCUCUUCCGUGUCCUGGUUACCUCUCUCGUGCUGGAAAUCGAUUACAACCAUCCCGACUGCACAGACGCCAGAGAUAGAGUAUUUUCGGUGUUGGGCCUUGCCACAGAUGCGGCAGAUUUCGAAGGGUUUCCCGAUUAUUCCAAGGGCUCUGAAGAGGUCUAUGAAGAGUUGACUCGCAAACUACUCCAGAAGGGCGAAAUCGACAUACUCUCGUACUGCCAGUUCCCUCGGAAGAUAAGAGACCGCGAAAUGAGCAGUUGGGCACCAGACUGGGAUACGCCGAUCCGUCGGCCAUGCGCGAAGUCUCCCUGGUUCAGCUCGUUCUCGGCAUCUGGAGACACCCUUGCGGAGCAGGAAGUCUGCUUCCCCAGCCCAAGGGCUCUUACAUUGAAGGUCGUCUUUGUCGACUUCGUCGAAAAAGUAGGGAAUUUGUGGGAUCCGGAUUGGAUGAGCACUCUAGAACCCGGAGAUAUAAUGUCCUAUUUGGCGGAAAUCUGGACAUUGUGCGAGGAAUCGCCGCGCAUCCAAGAAGACGAAAAGGCGGCGGCAACCUCGCGAAUCGCGAUAGCGGACCGUUUAGUAGCCACAACUCCUGAGCUGCAAAGUGCCUCCGUAGCACUCUGGGCUGCGCUUGUUCAAAAGUUUGGUCCCCAGGCGACAACCGUCCAGCCGGCUUCUUCGGAAAACACCAGCUUCGAACGUCUAUUGACUGUCUAUAUGGAGCAGUUCAAGAACCUUCAUUCACGGCGCCCCUUCCGAUCCCGAACAGGCUACGUCGGACUGGCUCCCGCUGGCGCUAUUAACGGAGAUGUUGUUGUUGUGAUCCUGGGAGGGAAGACGCCAUACGUCUUGAGGGCGAGGGCGGAAGGGGGGUACACUCUAGUAGGGGAGGUCUAUGUCCAUGGCAUCAUGUACGGAGAGCUGUUGAAA
Trematosphaeria pertusa is the source of this 1659-nucleotide messenger RNA. RefSeq names its product HET-domain-containing protein. The record is from RefSeq and is a predicted model, not a curated record. The transcript has a single exon. The annotation marks the transcript as partial. Lineage: Eukaryota; Fungi; Ascomycota; Dothideomycetes; Pleosporales; Trematosphaeriaceae.